CUAUGACUUUCAACACAAGUCCAUAGACAUGAAUAGAAGUCAUUGAUUUUAAAAAUAUGAAUACAACUCCUUAUACACUACACCCCCUUAUAUUCUCUCACAAAAACUCAGAAAAUGAGAACAAUUUUAUUCCAAAACAAGUAUUAUGAGGACUCCCAUAGUACCCCACACCAGACUACAAUGCUCUCCGCCUCUCCGCAAUAGAUUGGUACUAUUUGGGGGCCGGGACCCGGGAGUAGAGAAUUUGAGAUAAUUAUUCGACAUGGAGAACACAGGCUCAGCCGCCGCCACCGAUGUCACGAACUGGACGGAGGCAGUCGAGGACCUCGUCACUAGCUUCGAACUCGAGAAGGCCAUUUCUCUACUGGAAUCCGUCGUCUCGAAGCUCGAAAUCGACUCAAAACCCGACCAAUUAUCCGCCGCACUUCUGGACUUGGCGAAGCUCUAUGCGACUCAAGGCUUCUCUCUCAAGGCCGAUGAGGCUUUCUCUCGGGCAAUCAGCAUCAAACAACAAUCCAUCCCCAAUACAGAAGGAAAGAGGGAUGUGGACAAUUCAAAGUCUUCUACUGAUGGAACUUCAGAAGAUUGUGCUUUUCAUAAUGCAAGAGGUAAUCCGGAGAAUUCUUCCAACUUUCCAGGUGAUGACUCGCAAGGCUGUUCAGAUGACGAUUGGGAAGCUAUAGUUGACCGUGAUCCAAGUGAAUUGCUCUCACCAUCAAGCUUGCCAGAAGUAUCUAAUCUUUCUUUGCAUGAUACAAAAGCUCAAGUGCCCAAAAGGCGUGGGAGAGGUACUUUCUUCUACCAAAAGCAUGCAUUGUACAGCGAUCAACAGCCUGGAGGGCCUAGUGUGAAUGAUGAAGGGGUUUCUCAUAGUGCAGAAGGGGGCAUAGAUACAAUCACUUUAAAAUAUGGCACACAGCAUGUGCUUGUUUUGACUGGCUUUCCACUAAGCACUAGGACAACGGACUUGGAAAAGUUACUUGAGAAUCAUAAAGAUCAGGUUGCAAUCAGAUGGGUCAAUGAUACAGUUGCACUUGCAGUUUUCCGAACACCAUCAGCAGCUCAUGAAGCAAGUGAAUAUAUUAAUUGGCCAUAUUCAAUGCAUAUACUUAACGAGGAUGAUGAAAUUUUAAACUCAGUUCGACCUAGAGAUUUGGAGCCGCCUCGUCAAAGGCCACAGACAUCAGCUCAAACUGCGCAGAGACUGAUCGCUCAAAGCAUGGGCAUAAGACUACCCACAUCGGGUUUCGGGACCAAAGAAUUGAAGAAGCUUGAAGAAGACAGGAGGAGUAGAAUUCGUUCUAGACAAAUAAUGAAGGAAGAUGCUUGGGGUGAUGACAUCAACAGCUAGGAUGUAAGUAGUCAUUUAGUUCUGUAUUUGACUUGAAUGAAUUGCUUAAAGGGUCUAUUUUUUUCUUCUUUUUUUUACUUGCUGAAAAUGGGCAUGGAAUGUUGGUUCCCAAUUAUAUGAAUCAGAGAGCUUUAACCGGGAUCCUUUCGUACCCGGUUCUGUUAUACCGGCUGAGUUCCAAGUGAUUUGAAGAUUUUUUUUUUGUAUGUUCUUUUUUAUGUGUUGGGGAAAUAAGUUGCAAAAGAAUGCGCAGAAUCAUUAUUCUUAAUAAUGAAAAAUAGAGUGCAUU
This is a messenger RNA of Cuscuta campestris, 1640 nucleotides long. The record is from the annotation of a GenBank genome assembly. Lineage: Eukaryota; Viridiplantae; Streptophyta; Magnoliopsida; Solanales; Convolvulaceae.